Molecule: messenger RNA, 4534 nt
Organism: Manis pentadactyla (Chinese pangolin)
Lineage: Eukaryota; Metazoa; Chordata; Mammalia; Pholidota; Manidae
Gene: SLC41A2
Product: solute carrier family 41 member 2
Exons: 11
Coding region: 335-2056 (573 amino acids)
Biological process (GO): monoatomic cation transport
Cellular component (GO): plasma membrane
Molecular function (GO): monoatomic cation transmembrane transporter activity
Source: RefSeq, a predicted model, not a curated record
ACCGAGGUGAAUGCCCUUCCAUCUCCUCCCCUUGCCGCUGUCGGGUCUGAGGAGGCGGGCGCCCUCUUCACACAGCGGCCGCCGCCGCCGCCGCGCUCCGGGGCAGGUGAUAUGGAGAGAAAGUCUCGGCUGUGGCCGCGGCGCCGGGUUCGGGCGCAUCACAGAUCCAAUCCCUUUAUGGAACUUCUAAACAUCUUUUAUUAGUGGAAACAUUAUUUCCUAUAAAAUGAAGUCAGCAUCUUAAUUUAAACCAGCAUUUGUGUGGCUCUGAUUCAUCUGCUGUGGUUCAUAAAACUUGAGAUCUAAAGAGUACAGGGUCAUUUGCAAUGACAAUAUGACUAAUAGUAAAGGAAGAUCUGUUACCAGUAAAACAAAUGAUGGUCCGAGUAGUGGAGGAGGUUUUGUAGACUGGACUUUAAGCUUAAAUAUAAUUCAGCCUGAUAAGUUUUUAAACUUAUUGUUGAGUAUGGUUCCAGUAAUUUACCAGAAAAACCAGGAAGACAGGCACAAAAAAGCAAAUGGCAUUUGGCAAGAUGGAUUAUCAACUGCAGCGCAGACUUUUAAUAACAGAUCUGAGCAUCACAUGGACUAUCACAGUUUCUCUGAGCAGACAUUUCACGGCAAUGAUGGGCACACACUGUCAAGCUGUAGUCCAAACUAUGACGACUAUGCCAACUACAAUUACUGUGAUGGAAGGGAGACCUCAGAAGCUACAGCCAUGUUGCAACAUGAAGAUGUGUCUAGUGAUGGUGAGGAAGAUGUCAUUGUGGAAACAAACCAAAAAUUACCAAAGGAAUCCAGUGGUGUCAUGGCUCUGCAAAUACUUGUGCCAUUUUUGCUAGCUGGUUUCGGAACAGUCUCAGCUGGCAUGGUUUUGGAUAUAGUCCAGCACUGGGAGGUGUUCAAAAAAGUAACAGAAGUUUUCAUUUUAGUUCCUGCACUUCUUGGUCUCAAAGGGAACUUGGAAAUGACAUUGGCAUCCAGAUUAUCCACUGCUGUAAAUAUUGGGAAGAUGGAUUCACCUAUUGAAAAAUGGAACCUAAUAAUUGGCAACUUGGCUUUAAAGCAGGUUCAAGCAACAGUAGUUGGUUUUCUAGCAGCUGUGGCAGCAAUUAUAUUGGGCUGGAUUCCAGAGGGAAAGUAUUAUCUCGAUCAUUCCAUACUUCUGUGUUCUAGCAGUGUGGCAACCGCCUUCAUUGCAUCUCUUCUGCAAGGAAUAAUAAUGGUUGGGGUUAUAGUUGGUUCAAAGAAGACUGGCAUAAAUCCUGAUAAUGUUGCUACACCCAUUGCUGCUAGUUUCGGCGACCUUAUAACUCUUGCCAUAUUAGCUUGGAUAAGUCAGGGUUUGUACUCCUGUCUUGAGACCUAUUACUACAUUUCUCCAUUAGUUGGUGGCUUUUUCUUGGCUCUGACUCCUAUCUGGAUUAUAAUAGCUGCCAAACAUCCAGCCACGAGGACAGUUCUCCACUCAGGUUGGGAGCCUGUCAUAACAGCUAUGGUUAUAAGUAGCAUUGGGGGCCUUAUUCUGGACACAACUGUAUCUGAUCCAAACUUGGCUGGGAUUGUUGUUUACACACCAGUUAUUAAUGGUAUUGGUGGUAAUUUGGUGGCCAUUCAGGCUAGCAGGAUUUCUACCUACCUCCAUUUACACAGCAUUCCAGGAGAACUGCCUGAUGAACCUAAAGGUUGUUACUACCCAAUUAGAACUUUUUUUGGUCCAGGAGUAAACAAGAAGUCUGCUCAAGUUCUAUUGCUUUUAGUGAUUCCUGGACAUAUAAUUUUCCUCUACACUAUUCAUUUGAUGAAAAGUGGCCACACUUCUUUAACUGUGAUCUUCAUAGUAGUAUACUUAUUUGCUGCUGUGUUACAGGUAUUUACCUUGCUGUGGAUUGCUGACUGGAUGGUCCAUCAUUUCUGGAGGAAAGGAAAGGACCCAGACAGUUUCUCCAUCCCCUACCUAACUGCACUGGGUGAUCUGCUUGGGACAGCUUUGUUAGCCUUAAGUUUUCAUUUUCUUUGGCUCAUUGGAGACCGAGAUGGAGAUGUUGGAGACUAAUAAAUCCCACAGACUGCUCUCAAGUUACCAAGGAGGAAAACACAAGACAACCACUAUGGCUCUUUUUCAGAAAUCUCAAAUCAGUAGUCUUACUUCUGCCAGGGUAAUCUUCAGUUGGCCCUGAUUCAUUUAAAUGGCCUUAACAUUUUUUAAAGGAAUUUGUGUUAAAAUCAGAAUAAACAGUAUUUGUGCUGCUCUUCUUAGAAUAAAUGAUAAUCUGACAUAGACAUAGAUAUAAUAAGCUCAAGCUUAAAUUAAAUAGAAAAGAAUAGAGGCUGUUUACAAUGAAUAAUUUUAAAAUCACAGAGGUAGCAGAAAUAUACUUUAUUAUUAUUUAACUUAUCACGCCAGGUUAGAGGAAACAAAGUUCUGGUUUAGCUUUUCUUGUCUCACAGAUGUGUUGUACUGCAUAGCACACAAAAAUUGGAAGGAGUUCAACCAGUAAGAGUUUUAACUAUGCUCUCUGCUGGCUGCAGAUAAAUCUGCCAAUUACUUGCUCCUAACCUGACCUACAUAUGUUCUUCUGAGUGUAAGAUAAACUCAAUUUUACCUUGUUUUCUUUGUGCCAAUGUUAAUUUAAUUUCUUGGCAGACUAAGCUUUAAACAUAGAAUGAUCUUGAGAAAUUGUUAAUGAAAAAAUGGGUCAUUUUUGAUCAUUGAUUUGUUAAAAGAAUGUUGAUCUUUUUCAGAAGACUUAAUAGUUAAAAAGAUAACCUGAGCUACAUCUGUAGAGACAACAUUGUGUGAGAAGUUGUGUGUGUGUGUGUGUGAGAGAGAGAGAGAGACAGAGACAGAGACAGAGAGGGAAGCUUUUGAUGAAGAACUGAAUCUUGGAUUGUUGAUAACAAAGAUCAUAGUGCUAUUAGAAAAUUAGCAUUAUAUGCUUAUUCUUAAAUACAUUUCAUUGAUAUGCUUUUGCAUUUGGUCCAGAAAUUUGCUACUGCCCAGAACUUAGUAUUUGUUACCUAGGUUAUAAUUAAUAGUUUCUUAUUAAAUAAAAUGGUGCCAUUUACUAUAAACAAUAUAUUAUAAGAUUUAAAAUGAGCAAGUAACUCAUUUCCUGUUCUGAAGAAGUCUAUUGGAACUUUAGGCUUACCAUUUUAAAAGAGAAGUUGGUGGGUUCAGUUAUUGUUCAUGCCUGUAUGUAUCUAUUUACUCAGGCUUAUUUCUACAUGGGACUCUGUCAUAUACAUUGCUAUGUUAUCAGAUACUGUCCUAAAACUCUGUUCUAUAUUCCAAACACCAACACUUUAGUUAUGCACUAGGUAAGCAUUUUUAUAUCACAUACAGUUCAUUUUAAAAUAUGCAGUGGAAAUUCUCAAGACCAUCAGAUUUAAUUAUUUAACUGAUAUUUAACUGAUAAGGGAAGAAAAAAAUGCACAUUAACUUUGAUCAUCAUGGUUUAAGUUGUGAGUUAAUGAUAAAUAUUUGGUUGUUUAUAAAUAUUAAGUGUUCCUACUAAGCUCCUUAAAAUAAGAGGGCCUGUGGUUUAGAGUUAUGUAUUUUUGCUUAUUUUAAAACUUUAGUUAUUGCAUUCUUCUGUCUUACAAUGAAGCUUCUAAGGCAGAGAACUGAACUAAUUAUACAGUUUCUCCUUUGGAGAGUUUUAAAAUGUCACAUAGUGAACAUUCUUAUAAAAGAAAGAAUGAAUAAGUUGAUGACUGUUUAGCUGCGAAGAUUUUUUAUUUUUUAAAAAUCCAUAUAUAAUUUCUUUGAUUUCAUUGUAAAGCAUUUGUAAGUCAGUUAUUUACAUUUGGGCUGUAUGAUUCAUAAGCAUUUACAUUUUCCAGUGGUUUCUGUUUUGAUUUUUUAACAUAAAAAUAUACAGCAAACCAUUUUAAAAGCAUACCCAACAACUUUAGUGCAUCAUAUAUUUUGAAACACAUUCAAAUAUACUACAUUAUUUAGUACUCACAGCAGUACCUAUGAAAUAGUUCAGGUAGAUAUUCCUAUCUCUAUUUUAUAGCAGGAGAAACUAAAACUCAGAGAGGUUACGUACAGCUGCUGCACAGUGACCAAAUUGUGAUGGAAGUCUAGGUCUCUGAUCUCCUGAGCCAGUACUCUUCCUGUGACCCUCCAAUGUACCAGGGGUGCCAACUAAUUAACUGAGAGUAAAUAAACUGGAGAAACUGAUUUUCUAAUAUGGAAUAGAGAAUUGCUACAUCUUUUAGAUUUCAGUCAGGGAAACAUCCAGUUGGUAUAUCGUGAUGGUAAGUAUAACAUUAUUCAUGUUCCUAAGAGCAAGGAAAACAACUGAUAAAUGAGAACUUUAGAAUAAAGAACAAUGCCUUAUUUCAUAGAACAUGUAAUUGCCACUACCCUUCCUAGAUCUAGCCAUUUGCCAUAGAAGCAAUUAAGUAACUAGGAUGACUAAUGUGAGUUCUGUCUUUCUCUUUUGCUACCCAAUCUUGUUUACAACAACAAAAUGUCUAAAAGGCAUGUAACAGUGAAAACAAAAUAAAGGAAAAAAAGUCAGUC